Oryza brachyantha (malo sina) is the source of this 2067-nucleotide messenger RNA. Its product is annotated as ACT domain-containing protein ACR8-like. Bases 448 to 1764 code for a protein of 438 amino acids. The record is from RefSeq and is a predicted model, not a curated record. Lineage: Eukaryota; Viridiplantae; Streptophyta; Magnoliopsida; Poales; Poaceae. The transcript has 4 exons.
CACACAAGUACUGUUCCCCCUUCCAGGCAGCGCGAGGCCGAGGCGGAAGCCCGUUCGGUCUAAGUCCAACCACCCGCGACGGCAUACCAUUCCACUCGCCCCAGUCCUCUUCCGCGACCGCCAUUUGACUCACGGAGCCACGCCGCAACCGCACCAAUCUUUUGCGAGACGGGCGCUGACCGAGGCAAACCCCCCCGCGCCGCGCGGCCACCCCACAAGGGAGCACAGGCACAGCCAACCGCAGCGUAGCGCGAGCGCACCGGCAGCCAAAAACCCACCGUUUCCACGCCCGAUUUUUGAACCGCCCGGCCGACCAAACUUGUUCAACCUCGCCGAGCGGAAAAAACUUGCUUCAGCUUCUCAAAGGAGAGGGGGGAAAUUAGUUGGACAGAAACCGUUGCGGGAGGCGGGGAAACUGAAGCGGCGGCGGCGGCGGCGGCAGCGACGAUGGAGCGGUACCAUCCCUCCGAGGUGUAUGAGCUCUUCGUGCGGCACAUGAACACCCCGAGGGUGGUGGUGGACAGCGGGGUGUGCGCGACGGCGACGCUGGUGCAGGUGCACAGCGCGCGGAAGCACGGCGUGCUGCUGGAGGCGGUGGCGGCGCUGUCGGAGCACGGGGUGUGCGUCCGCAAGGGGUACAUCUCGUCCGACGACGGGCGGUGGUUCAUGGACGUGUUCCACGUAACGGACGCCGCGGGGCAGAAGGUGGCCGACGCGGACGCGCUGCUGGCGCGCCUCGAGUCGUCGCUCUCCGCGGAAGCCUUGCCGCGUGCGGCGGGCCCCGCCUCGGAGGGGCUCACCCUACUCGAGCUCGUCGGCGCCGACCGCCCGGGGCUCCUCUCGGAGGUUUUCGCCGUGCUGCACGACCUCCGGUGUAACACCGUCGAGGCCAGGGCCUGGACGCACGGCGGUCGCGUCGCGGCUCUGGUGUUCGUCUGUGACGAGGAGACCGGCGCGCCGAUCGAUGACGCGGCAAGGGUCAGGCGCAUCGAGUCGCGGCUAAGGCACGUCCUCCGCGGCGGCGCGCGUGGCGCGAGAACGGUCCUGGCUGACCCGUCGGCUGCCGGCAACCUGGACCGGAGGCUCCACCAGCUGCUGAACGAAGAUGGGGAGGCCGACAGCCGCGCCGCCGCGCCAACGACGGCGGUGGCGGUGCAGGAUUGGGGGGAGAGGGGGUACUCGGUGGUGACCGUGAGCUGCCGCGACCGCCCGAAGCUGCUCUUCGACGUGGUCUGCACCUUGACGGACUUGGAUUACGUGGUGUACCACGGCACGUUCGACACCGAUGGCGAUCACGCACAGCAGGAGUUUUACAUCCGGCGUUCGGACGGGCGGCCAAUCAGCUCGGAGGCCGAGAGACAGCAUGUGAUCCGAUGCUUGCAAGCGGCAAUCGAGAGGCGCGCAUCCGAGGGCGUGAGGCUCGAGCUGCGCAUCUCCGACCGCCGCGGGCUGCUCGCCUACGUGACGCGCGUGUUCCGGGAGAACGGCCUCUCGGUGACGCACGCCGAGAUCACGACCAGGGGCGACAUGGCCAUGAACGUCUUCCACGUCACCGACGCGGCCGGCCGCCCCGCCGACCCCAAGACGAUCGACGAGGUGAUACAGAGGAUCGGCACGGAGAGCCUCCGGGUGGACGAGGAGCGGUGGCCUCGCCUCUGCUCGGCGGAAGGCGACGCCGCCGGCCGCGGCGGUGGGCUGUUCUCCCUUGGGAGCAUUGUCAAGAAGAACCUCUUCAGCCUUGGCCUCAUAAGAUCCUGCUCGUGAGGACAGGUGACGUGUCCGAUGACAUGGCAUGCUCGUGUAAAUACGGAAGGUGCAUGGGUUAGUUUGUAAAUUUAGACUUUUCAUGCUUUAUUUUUAGGGUUUAGUUGUCACGUGUAUAUAGUAGAAAUGAAAAGUUGCCUGUCGAUAAUUAACAGCUUGGAGCUUAAAGGGCACUUUGGUGGGUCAUGCAUCUUUGCAUGGAAAUAGACGGAUUGAAGAUGAAUGUAAAUAGGGUUGUACAUAAGUACUUACUCCUCUAUGAUGUAAAAACUAAAAGGAACUAAUUAUCAUGUCUGACCUGCA